Molecule: messenger RNA, 1766 nt
Organism: Gasterosteus aculeatus aculeatus (three-spined stickleback)
Lineage: Eukaryota; Metazoa; Chordata; Actinopteri; Perciformes; Gasterosteidae
Gene: marcksl1a
Product: MARCKS-like 1a
Biological process (GO): actin filament organization; central nervous system development
Cellular component (GO): plasma membrane; cytoplasm
Molecular function (GO): calmodulin binding; actin filament binding
Source: RefSeq, a predicted model, not a curated record
CGACCUCCUUUAAUUUGAGCUCAGCCACCGUGGGGUCCGCACGCACCGAAGAAGGGGGAUCUUCUCAUUUGCAGACCAAGCCAAGGGACAGAGGGACAUCCGGGCGGAUUUUUUUCAUUUCUUUGGGCAAAACCUUCCCCAUCCCGGCGCUGGAUUUUUAAACCGCUUACACCUCGAGGUUUUUUCUUUUUCGAUUUUUCUUUUUUUUUGUGUGUGUGUGUGUGUAUUCCCGGCAACCUCGUAGAGAAUGGGAGCCCCGUUGUCCAAGGGAGGAGUAGCUGCUGAGGGGAAAGCCGCCGCCGCCGUCGCCGCGGACCCCGCCGCCGCCAAAGCCAACGGCCAGGAAAACGGCCACGUCAAAACCAACGGCGACGUGUCGGCCAAGCCCGACGGGGAAGCCGCCGCCGAUGGAAACGGGACGGCCGAACCAGCCAAGGAGGGCGAGAACGGCACCGGCGACGCCAUCGAGCCGGCCCCGGCGGCCGAGGGCGAGGCCGCCACGCCAGAGGGCGCCAAGGAGGGCAAGAAGAAGAAGAAGUUCUCCCUGAAGAACUCCUUCAACUUCAAGGGCAUCUCGCUGAAGAAGAACGCCAAGAAGGUCAGCGAGGAGGCGGCCUCCCCGACAGCCGAGGACAAGCCCGAGGAGAACGGCCACGCGGCCAAGGAAGCCAAAGAGGAGACGCCGGCCGCAGAGGCCAAAGGGGAGGUAGAGGAGGAGGGGCCCGCCGCCGCAGCCGCCGAGGCUGCACCCGAAGCAGAGGCCAAGGAGGAUGCGACCCCGGCGACUGACGCCGCACCCGUCGAGGAGGAGGCGGCAGCAGCCGCCGCCGCCGCCCCCGUCGAGGAUACGACACCCGCGGCUGCCGAGGUCGAGGCGGAGUGACUUCACCUCCCCCUUUCCCAGCCCCCCUCCCCUCCCCCUUCCACUCCCUCGCCGUGGCACCUGAACUGAUUUUCCAAGAUUAAAGUAUAUAAAUAUAUAUAUGAGAGACGCGUGCCACGUUCUUAAAGAGUUAAAAGUUAUAAAACAAAACUAGGAAAGAAGACAAAGGAUAUAUCACGUCUGCUGAUUCAACCACCAGUUCACUGCCUUUUUUAUUAGUUUUUUUUUUCGACAGACGGAACCUCCCCGAGCCCCCUCGUGAUCAAGGCGUCGGCGUGUGUCGCCCCCCCUCGUGGAACACACGGGGGCCGGCGUGUGUGGCGAAAGGUAAAUGCAUCGGAUGUGGAACGAAUCAGGAAUACUGACUUAUUUUCCCAGUUCACGGAGAAGCAUCCUUUUUUUUAACAGCGUGGCAGCCCUAUAACAUUUUUAUUUUUUUGGGGUGGAGGGGUCUAAAAUUGUCACCGUAAGGGGCAGAGCAUCCCCUUCACCCAAAAUGACUGUUAUAUGGACAUUUUAUUCAUUCAUUUUAGAAUUCUACAUUCCCCCCUCCCCCCCAAAUUUCAAGUAUUUUGUCAUGUAUAGAAAAGUGAAAAAUCAAGGAGGGGAGGUGGAAAAUGAGCAAUGUCUUUCUUCAUGCGUUUCAAUUCUUUUUCUUCUGCUUCAAACACAUUCAAGCUUCAUGAGUAUUGCAGCGUUCGCAUUUCAGAGUUUAUGAUGCAAGGGUUGUGUACAAAAUGUGAGCUUUUUAUCUGCAAAACCGUCUCUGUACAUAUGUUUUGGCCAAUAUUUUUGGUUCUCUUUAUUUUGCUAUUGUUUGAGGAUGUUGAUGGUUUUAUUGUAACUUUUAAUAAGGGUAAAUAAAUGUUCGAUCCCCUCUGUC